AUGUGGACAACUUGCUUCCUGCUCUUCCCCGUCCUGGCGGCUCCAGCUUGGGGUGACCCCGGUGUCCGUCUGAGGCUUGGGGUGGAUUUCAUGAAUCGGGCUGUCCAGGAUGCCAUGGAUGAAAGUCAGGUUCUUCAGAAAAUGGCCGCAGAAGCCAGCAAGAAGACUCCGGGGGACAAAGCCAUUAAAGGCAUCUCAGGGAUAGCGGUGAAAGGCCUCGGGGCCCCGAUCAUCACCCUGGAGUUUCUGCCCGGAGUGGGGAUUUUCCAAUGCGUGUCCACGAAAAUCUUCAUCAGCGGAAAGAGCUUUAUGGGGGGAAGGAUGGAAAUUUCUCUGGUGUUGAAUAUCACAGCCACGGACAGACUGCUGAUGGACAACGACACCAGACUCCCCGUUUUUCAGAGCGAAGGUUGUGUGGUGAUUCUGGUCAGCGUCAAGACCAACCUUCCCAGCAACGUGCUUCCCAAAAUGGUGAAUAAAUUUCUGGAUAGCACCCUCCAAAAAAUGCUUCCCACCCUGCUGUGUCCUGCUAUUGAUGUAGUCCUGAAAUACGUGAACAAGAAAUGGGAGACUCUACAAACUCCGAUUCCAGUGGGCGAGACAGGGAACGUCACCUACUCUGUGCAGAGCGCUCCGCUCACUAUGCCUGCUUACAUCCAAGUGGAGCUCAGUCCCACAGUCCAGGCGGAGUCAGGCUCCCCGAUGAAAAUUCCGGAUGACGGAGUGGUUCAUAUUCCAGAAGGCUUUGCACCAGGCUCUUCCCAAAUUAUCCUGUCUCCGGCUUUCUUCAAGGCCGGGUUCCUUCUCCUGAAAAACUCCUUCAACGUGGACGCUGAUUUUCCCACCUCUCAGCCUCUGAAGAUGAGGGUGAAGUUGAGCGCGCUCCCUAAAAUGUCAAUGAAGCCAACUAAAAGCCUCCUGCAGUUCCACGGGACGGUGGCCUUGUUCAAAUCGGCGCCUUCGCCCCUCGUUGUCCUGAAAACGCGCUUCAACUUGGGGGUUCAGUUUUCCGCCACAAGCGACAGGGUGCGAAUGACCUCAGCUUUGGACAGAUCUCCUCAUUUUUCGGUGGCUUCUUCCUCCAAGCGGGGUUUGGAUAAGAGGAAACUGAAAGGACUCCUCAUCCGCUCGAUCCGGACUGUCUACGUGCCGGCUGUCAAUGGACUCUGGUUGUCUAGAUCCUUGAGGAUUUUGGUUGGCUGGAUCCCUGAGGACUCUGGUUGGCUAGAUCCUGGAUUCCUGAGGACUCUGGUUGGCUGGAUCAUUGAGGAAUUUGGUUGGCUGGAUCCCUGA
Molecule: messenger RNA, 1293 nt
Organism: Tachyglossus aculeatus (Australian echidna)
Lineage: Eukaryota; Metazoa; Chordata; Mammalia; Monotremata; Tachyglossidae
Gene: BPIFB6
Product: BPI fold containing family B member 6
Exons: 13
Coding region: 1-1293 (430 amino acids)
Molecular function (GO): lipid binding
Source: RefSeq, a predicted model, not a curated record